Messenger RNA from Phalaenopsis equestris, 703 nucleotides. RefSeq names its product protein LHCP TRANSLOCATION DEFECT. The coding region runs from base 41 to 571 and encodes 176 amino acids. Gene Ontology annotation, biological process: granum assembly; intracellular protein transport. Gene Ontology annotation, cellular component: chloroplast envelope; chloroplast stroma. NCBI's taxonomy places the organism in Eukaryota, Viridiplantae, Streptophyta, Magnoliopsida, Asparagales, Orchidaceae. The transcript is spliced from 3 exons. The record is from RefSeq and is a predicted model, not a curated record.
AUCACUCUCCCUCUCUCUCUCUCUCUCUCUUGAAGCGAAAAUGGCGUCUAUUCCUCCUACAAUCACCACGCACAUCUCAUUCACUUCUUCGUGUUCUCGUUCUUCUCAGAUAUUACGGUCGCCCUUCUUAGCUUUUACAAAGACACUCGGGUGGCGGAGUGCUUCUCGGUCACUGAAGAGGGCUGAUUCAGCCGGCGGAGGCGGCGGAGCUCGGUGCUGGUUCAAGUUUGGGAACCGCGGCGUCGACGCCGAGGGCGCUGGAAUCUAUGGAAGCCAAUCUCGGGAUGAUUUCGACCGGGAUGAUGUGGAGCAGUAUUUCAACUACAUGGGAAUGCUUGCUGUGGAAGGUUCAUAUGAUAAAAUGGAGGCUCUUUUGGAUCUGAAAAUUCACCCUGUUGACAUUCUUCUAAUGCUGGCGGCCUCUGAAGGGGACAAACCAAAAAUAGAGGAACUUCUAAGGGCUGGCGCGAAAUUUGAUAUCAGAGAUGUUGAUGGCAGAACUGCAUUGGAUAGAGCUAAUGAUGAGAUCAAACAGUUCAUUCUUGGCUUUUCUGUGCAGAAAGCUGCAUGACUGAAUUUUACAUGGAUUUAACACCUGGAACUUGAUUUGACUUUGGCUUUGCCAAAUUAUCCGAGUACCUCUGUAUUAUGGAUUACCAGGAUCAUAUUUUUUUAGCCAUGAAGUGUCUCUGUAAUGCUCACU